AUGGCUGCUGCCGUUCAGCCAGGUGCGCCGAUGAACGGUGCCGUGGGCGCUCGAGUACCCAAUGUGUCUCAAGAUAAUGGACAGCCUCUCCCUCCGAUUCCUGCGGCGGAGGGUGCUGGAUCAGAUGUGGACCCUGCGUCCCGAGAAAGAGUGCAACAGGUUCUCUCUUCAGAUAUCGGACUGAGCACGUUAUUGAACCGAUUGAAACAAAGCAUCAGCUCCACCAAAGACUUUGCGGCGUUCCUGAAAGAAAGAUCAAUUUUGGAGGACAAACAUGCGCAGGGCCUGAAGAGACUGAGCCGGAACACGUCCGAGUCGAUAGGAAGACCUGAUAGCAGACAAGGGACGUUUGCUCAGAAUUUCAAGGAGAUGACCAGCAUUCAUGAGCGAAUGGCAGACCAUGCCUUACAAUAUGUCGCAACGCUAUAUGGCAUGUCGGAGGAACUGCACGAGCUGGCAUCCAAUUCCGAAAGAGCGCGGAAACACUGGAAGCAGACAGGCAUGAAUGCUGAAAAACGGGUGGCCGACGCAGAAGCUGCCAUGGAGAAGGCCAAACACCGAUACAACUCGCUGGCGGAGCAGUACGACCGCGCCAGGACCGGGGAACGGCAGUCUGGCAAGUUCGGUCUCAAGCGAUCCGCUGCUCAGCUGGAAGAAGAGUUGCGACACAAACUCGAAGCUGCCGACGCUGAUUAUUCUGCCAAAGUUGAAGCCGCCUCGAGCCAGCGAAAUGAGUUACUCAGCACUCUGAGACCGCAAACGACCAAUGCCCUCUCGGAACUCAUCAGGGAGACGGACGCCGGCCUGAGUCUGCAUGUGCAGAAAUUCGCUGACCUCAGUGAGAAGCUGCUUGUGGGAUUCGGACUAUGCAUUGCGCCCGUCAAAGGGCCAUCGCCAAUCCCGGGUCAAGGCACCAAGAGUCUGCGCGAGUUGGCUUCAGGAGUCAAUAAUGAAAAAGACUUGAUCGAUUUCGUCCUUGGAUUUAGCAACCAGGUUCCGAUGAGACCAAACGACAUCAGAUUCGAACAACAUCCCUCGCUCUCGCCAAAACAACAGCAGCCUGGAUUUACCGAUCAAUAUUCCAACGAAGAUCCCUAUGCCCCUGGUCACGGAAGGCAAGUUUCAGGAGUCACUCCUUACCCCGGCGAGGAGUAUUACGAUGAUGGCUCUCAGUCGCAAUACCAUCCACCAAGCCUGGUCCCUGGACAAACGGCUCCACAGCAACGGCCACAGAUGGGAGCACCCCCAGGUGCUCAAGGUGCUGUUCAAAGACCACCUGGUCCGCAACAGCCUCCCCAGAAUCCUGCCGCCGGCAAUCAGCCACCUGGAGCCGCGGCCCAGACUGUAACCGUCGUUGCAGGCCAAACUCCUGGUGUAGGACCCGGUCAUGUCCGGACCGUGUCCCAAGGGCAACCUCCUGGUCAGCAACAGGCUCCAGGAACUCAGCAGAACGGCCAACCCGGCCAAAUGGGCCCUCAAGGCCAAGGUAGCCCACCCCAGCAAGGGAUGGGCCGUGGACAGCCGCCACAAGGUCGAGGACAACCGCCGCAAAGCAUGGGGCGAGGACAACCGCCACAAGGCAUGGGCCGUGGGCAAGCACCACCGGGAGCAGUAGGACGGGGACAGCCACCCCAGGCCGGAGCCAAUCCAGGCCAAGCACCACCGGGCGCAAUAGGACGGGGACAACCACCCCAGGCUGGAGCCAACCCAGGUCAGGCACCACCAGGCGCAAUGGGCAGAGGACAGCCACCCCAAGGCGCACCUGGCCCUGGUCAACCAGCGCAAGGUCCAGUAGGAAGAGGCCAGGCGCCGCCAAACGGUGCUGGUCGAGGUCAGCCACCACAAGGUGCUAUGGGACGCGGGCAGCCUCCUCCAAAUGGGAUGGGUCGAGGAGCACCUCCGGGAGCUGUCGGUCGCGGUCAACCACCACAAGGUCGAGGCCAGCCUCCACAAAAUGGUCCUCAAGGAGCCGGUCGUGGAGCCCCUGGGCCAGGACCUCAGAACGGCGCACCUCGUCCAGCCCCUCCUGGUGGCGCGAACACACUUCCCUCCAGAGUUCAGCCGGCUCCGAGGUCAGGGCCACCCAUCCGACCAGUCUUCGGGGUAUCCUUGGACGAGCUCUUCCAACGAGAAGGAUCCGCUGUACCCAUGAUUGUCAUGCAAUGCACUCAAGCUGUCGAGUUAUUUGGAUUAGAAGUCGAAGGCAUCUACAGAACUUCUGGAUCCACGAAUUUCAUUAUGGAGUUACGACAGCAGUUCGAUCAUGAUGCCAACGCAGUCGAUCUUCGCAACCCGGCGGCUUUCCACGAUGAUAUUGCUGCCGUGACCACACUCCUCAAACAAUUCCUUCGCGAUCUGCCAGAUCCAUUACUCACGGCCGCACAGUACCGAGAGUUCAUCCAAGCCGCAAGAAUUGAAGACGAAAUCGUGCGCAGAGAUUCGGUCCAUGCGCUUGUCAAUGCUCUUCCUGACCCCAACUAUGCCACUCUCCGAGUACUGACAAUCCAUCUCCACAAAGUUGCACAGCACAGUGCUAGGAACAAGAUGACCAACAGUAACCUAGCCAUCGUGUUCGCUCCCACAUUGAUGGGGCAGCAGGGCGGCGUGAAUGGGAAUACGUCUGGCGGCCCCGAUAUAGCCGACGCAGGAUGGCAGGCGAAGGUCGUGGAGACCAUUCUCAACAACACCUUCCAGAUUUUUGACGACGACGAGCAGCCCGCGUAG
Molecule: messenger RNA, 2724 nt
Organism: Fonsecaea nubica
Lineage: Eukaryota; Fungi; Ascomycota; Eurotiomycetes; Chaetothyriales; Herpotrichiellaceae
Exons: 4
Coding region: 1-2724 (907 amino acids)
Biological process (GO): signal transduction; regulation of GTPase activity
Cellular component (GO): cytoplasm
Source: RefSeq, a predicted model, not a curated record